AGGAGCGUUUGCAGCUAAUGUCAGCUGAGGUUUGCUUUUUGUUUGUUUCUCAAACCUGUAAGAAAAAUCUAUUUUGCUCAUCCUGAAAUCUGUAGUUAUUUUUAAAAAAUGCGACCAAAGCAUAAACAAAACUAUUUAAAAUUAAUUCAUUAUUUGUAGAUGUGUUUUAGAGGCAGGAUUUUGUUCUGAAAUGAUUUGAUGCUGAAUUUUAUUUUAGAUUUAGUUUUUGUGCUUUAAUCCCACCGAAUUCCAUUAAUAAUUUUUUUUCGAACAGAAAUUAAAAUAAAGUUCAUAUUUUAUAUGAUUUUCUGUAUAUUUUUCCUCUUAUUUUGUAAUUAAAAAACGUUCGGUGGAGAGGAGCAACUGUGACUUUUAUUUUGAAAAGUUCACACUGGUAAUUCCGUUUCCGGAGCAAAUGAAAGGCGAUUUUGUUUGUUUUUAGAAAUUAAACCUUAAAAUGUCAGGAAGUUCCGUGUUUUGCUCAGAAAUAAAAUCUGUUUUGAAGACGCUCGUAGAGGCAGCGGUCGAUGUGACCGGAGGUUCCGAUGAAGAAAAGAAGCUAACAUUGGACCGCAGGCCUGAUUUUGACAGCGUGGUGGGUUUGUUGGCACGAGAGGCGACCAGAACAAUCGGUGGCGUUUUCUCUCAGCUGAUCGCCGAGAACGCCGCUUUGAAGACCCGAGUGGGACGGCUGGAGAGCGAGCUGAAGACCGCCACAGAGAGUCUGCAGAGGUCAAACCUGUGGAGGGAAAACGUCCUGAGCGGCUGCCCCGUGCUGUUCCAGGACAGCGGGCUGGUCUUCACCCUGAAGCCGCUCGGAAAGCUAACCAUAAACUCCAACAGAGCCUCAGAGGGAGACCACCAGACCUCACCUGCUGCUGGCCAGGGACCAGACGGUGGGGAGACAUUGGACGAAGAGAUUUUGUCUCCAGCAAAUGAACAAGACUCGGCUCAGGAUUUUGCCGUAACGAACGCCCCCGAGCUCCAAAACCCACCCGAAUCUGUGGUCAGAACCGCGGGGAAAGUGUUUGUUUGUGAGGUUUGUGAGAAGACUUUUACCCGUCAGUUUCACCUGAUGAAGCACAUGAACGUCCACAGAGACCGGAGGCCGUUCGCCUGCGACCAGUGCCCCCGAAGAUUCACCAACGCCCAAACCUUCGAGCUCCACCUGCUGCGACAUGAAGAAAAGAAACAGGCGGCGUUUCCCUGCCGGCUCUGCGAGAAGACUUUCAGAACCAAAGCGUGCCUGAAGACCCACCAGCUGGUGCACUCGGACACGAGGCCGUUUGGCUGCUCCGCCUGCGGGAAGGCCUUCAAAACCAAACACAACCUGCAGGCUCACCGGGCCGUGCACCUGGUGGAGAAACCGCACAAGUGCUCAGAGUGCGGGGAGAGCUUCAGGAACACCAUCAGCCUGCAGUGCCACCGGAGCGUCCACACCGGGGAGAACCCAUACCGAUGUCCUGUGUGUGGGAAAACCUUCACAGGGAGGAGGUCGCUGCGGACGCACCAGGCUGUCCACAGAGGGAAACUGUUUACCUGUGAGACCUGUGGAGCCGGCUUCACCCUCCGGCAGAACUUGAGGAGACACAUCCGCAUUCACACGGGAGAAAAACCGUUAGCCUGUAAGGUCUGCGGGAAGCGCUUCAUGCAGGACAACAAGCUGAAAGCUCACAUGCUUCUGCACGGAGCUACGAAGGCGUUCAUGUGUGACCUCUGUGGAAAGACUUUUCUGUACAACUGCCAGCUGCAGAAACACCAGAGAGUUGCUCAUGACGAGAAGAGGGGUUUCAGGAAGCGACCUCGAGAGCGAGCCGAUCGCAGAGUCAUCUACAGACGAGACAAAACGAUCGUUAACGUGACGCCGUUCAGCUGCGGCAGCUGCCACAAAAGCUUCGACUCAGCAGCAUCGCUGAAGAAACACGAGUUGAUCCACACAGGUGACAGGAAGCACACCUGCAGCCAGUGCGGCAGGUCCUUCUUCUACAAGGCCACCUACCAAUACCACCUCCGAAUUCAUUCGGGAGAACGGCCAUUCGCCUGUGACGUCUGUGGAGAGCGGUUCAUCAUUCGUCAGGCGCUCGUGUCUCACAGCCUGCAGCACUCUGGAGAGAAACCGCACAAGUGUGAGCAGUGCGGAAAGACCUUCAGGAUCUACACAAACUACCUACGACACCUGCGGAUCCACACGGGGGAGAAGCCGUACGAGUGCGAGGUCUGCGGCGUUCGCUUCCGGCAGCUCGGACACGUGAAGUUUCACAUGCAGGUGCACACGGGGGAGAGACCGCUCUCUUGCAGCAGCUGCGGACUCGGGUUCUCAGACUCCAGGCUGCUCAAGAAGCAUAAAUGCAACGAGUAGUACGAGAAAGCGUCAGGGAGCAAAGAGUCCUGAAAUUAUCAGGUCACCUGCAAAACACCAGAAAAUCUGAACUGAACUGAGAGCAGAAGCUAAAUGUUGAGAUUUAAUUUGACAAAAUCUGCCUGAAAAGGGUUUACUUUGAAUUGUAAAAUAAGUAUUUUUCUUACAUCUUAUUUGUUAAUUUGUUUUGGUAAAAUCUU
This is a messenger RNA of Austrofundulus limnaeus, 2559 nucleotides long. RefSeq names its product zinc finger protein 708. Gene Ontology annotation, biological process: regulation of transcription by RNA polymerase II. NCBI's taxonomy places the organism in Eukaryota, Metazoa, Chordata, Actinopteri, Cyprinodontiformes, Rivulidae. Gene Ontology annotation, cellular component: nucleus. The record is from RefSeq and is a predicted model, not a curated record. Gene Ontology annotation, molecular function: RNA polymerase II transcription regulatory region sequence-specific DNA binding; DNA-binding transcription factor activity, RNA polymerase II-specific.